AUGGCUCUCCCUCCCAAAUGGUAUCAAUUUCUGGUGUGUGUCUUUGCCUCGCUGGGGUCGGUGCUGUACGGAUAUGAUCUGGGUGUCAUCGCCGAGGCGCUCACUAGUCCCUCGCUUAUCAAUGCCUUCAACGCCGACGCAACCAAGCGUGGAGCAGUAACCUCGGUCUUCACCGGCGGCGCCUUCUUUGGCGCCUAUUUCGCCGGUUCACUCGGUGACUAUGCGGGCCGGAAAUGGACUAUCUUUGUCGGAGCCCUAAUCUUCUUGCUGGGCGGAGGUUUACAAACAGGUGCGCAGAGCUUGAGUUAUCUGUAUGCUGGUCGGGCCGUUGCGGGGCUGGGAGUAGGAACCUUGGUGAUGAUUGUCCCGAUCUACCAGGCGGAGUUGGCACAUCCAAACAUCCGCGGCCGGAUCACAUCCCUCCAACAACUGAUGCUCGGGGUGGGCUCUCUGGUUGCGUCGUGGAUCUCCUGGGGCACCUUCAUCAACUUCGCGGACGAUGAUUCCCGCCAGUGGCGCGUCUCCCUGGGCAUCCAGAUGGUGCCGGCCGUUUUCCUGGCCGCGCUCAUCCUGCUCUUCCCCGAGUCGCCCCGCUGGCUGAUCGACCAUGGCCGACUGGACGAGGGCCUGGCGACGCUGGCGCGCCUCCACGCCCGGGGCGACACCUCCGACGCCUGGGUCCAGGCGGAGUACGAGCAGAUUACUGUCUCGAUCGCCCACGAGCACGAAGCCGAGGCUAAAUCCUACAAGGAGCUGUUCACGGACCCGUCCUGCUUCCGCCGCCUGUUUCUGGCGUGCUCCAUCCAGGCCGCAGCCCAGAUGACGGGGGUGAGCGCCAUCCAGUACUUCAGCACGACCAUCUUCGAGCAGAUCGGGAUCGCCGCCAACGACACCCUCAAGUACCAAGGCAUCAGCUCCAUCAUCGCCAUUAUUGCUCAGUUCUGCUGCAUGAUGCUGAUCGACAAGACGGGCCGGCGGUGGCCCCAGAUUAUUGGGAAUUUGUUCAAUUGCCUGUUCUUCGUCAUCCCCACGAUCCUCAUCGCCAAAUUCCCUCCCGGCGUCUCCAACAACACCUCCGCCAGCUGGGCGUUCAUCGUGAUGACCUGGUGCUACAACUUCUCCUACAGCGCGACCGUCGGCCCCCUGACGUGGAUCAUCUGCGCCGAGAUCUUCGACACCAAGACCCGGUCGAAGGGGGUCUCCAUCGCCACCAUGACCUCGUUCGCCUUCAACACCAUGAUCGGCCAGGUCACGGACAUCGCCAUCGACAACAUCGGCGGGUGGCGCUUCUACGUGGUCUUCUGUGUGUGCAACUUCACAAACGCCAUCUUCUUCUGGCUGGUGCUGCCGGAAACCGCCCUGCGGCCCCUCGAGGAGAUGACGGCGCUGUUCGAGCAUGAACCCUGGCUGGUGCCGGGGUCGCAGACCAAGGGGUUCGUCGCGCGGCGGCGGGCUGGGGUGAUCACGGACGAGUUAGAACCGGAUGAGAAAUCCGGGCGAUUGACGUUUGUGCAUGCGGAGGGGAAGUAAGGCACUACUGGAAGGAGGGGAACAUUCUGAGUAGGUGAUAAAUUACUAUCAUCACAGAGGGUGGAGACUAUGGCUUUCUAUCUGCCUAGCUACACUGAGGGCUUAUAGUAAAUACAGGCAAGAUUCAAAGCACCCACUGACGAAAGAGGCAAGAUCCAAGCCCUAACCCGUCCAUCAUCCUUAUCCGUCCUGCUAUUAUGCUACAAGGAAGAAGCCAGAGAAGUAGAAGUGCGACAUCCCAAUUCCUUUUUCCUUCUCAUGUUUGCCUUCGUCAAUCAAGUUCGCUUCUGCCGCACAUGCAAGUAUUAUCAAUCGGAUGCUUCGUCAUGCCAUUCUUCCUCGACACCCAUCACAAACCUCUGAUGGUCUCCAACACAGUGUCUUGCUGAAAUGGUACAUAUCUUCGUAUGGUGUCAGCUGCUUCAUGUCUCAGCAUUCCAUGGAAU
This is a messenger RNA of Aspergillus uvarum CBS 121591, 1976 nucleotides long. Its product is annotated as sugar porter family MFS transporter. The record is from RefSeq and is a predicted model, not a curated record. NCBI's taxonomy places the organism in Eukaryota, Fungi, Ascomycota, Eurotiomycetes, Eurotiales, Aspergillaceae. Gene Ontology annotation, molecular function: carbohydrate:proton symporter activity. The transcript is spliced from 4 exons. Gene Ontology annotation, biological process: transmembrane transport; carbohydrate transport. Gene Ontology annotation, cellular component: membrane. The coding region runs from base 1 to 1530 and encodes 509 amino acids.